Akanthomyces muscarius is the source of this 792-nucleotide messenger RNA. RefSeq lists its product as uncharacterized. The record is from RefSeq and is a predicted model, not a curated record. Lineage: Eukaryota; Fungi; Ascomycota; Sordariomycetes; Hypocreales; Cordycipitaceae. The transcript is spliced from 3 exons. The coding region runs from base 1 to 792 and encodes 263 amino acids.
AUGGCCGCUGUACGCCGCAGCACCGUGGCCGCGAUUUUCGUCAGCUUUGCUGCGCUGUGCGCCGCGUCCACCGACGUGCCCAGCAGCAGCAGCGGCAGCAGUGGCAGCAGCCAGCCGACGACGACGACCGCCACGGUGCCGACGCCAGCUCCAAUCGUCACUCCUGCCUUCUCUGCCAACGCGCACACGACGCACAAAGCGAAGCCCACGGGGCCAAUCACGACCGCCCCCAUAUUCUUGCCGUACUAUGACGACUCUGCGUGGUCCGCUCUCCGAGGCAGCAUCCUAUCCUCCGAUGAUGUCAAAAACUGCACGACAUAUACGAUAUUCUGCCGCAAGGAGCCCAGUCAGGCUUGCAACCUUGCUCUUGAAUUUCCGUUCAUCAUUGUCGAAGGCCCCACGACUGUCGAAUUCCACGGCACAUAUACCUCCACCUUUAUCGCCAACAUUGAAUGCGAUCUCGACGGACGAACGGCGGCGACAUGCUCCGGCUAUUCGAGCUACCGCUCCGGCUACAAGAACGGUCACGUCACUGGACCUACUGAGCUCUCCUGGACUUCCACUCUGAGCGGAACGGACGUUCAGUGGGGUGUGUUGACCAUGGCGGACAUCCCCAAACCGACUGGCGAUAACGAUGAUUCGGCCGAUAUCACCAUGGCGCCGACCGAGAAUACGGCGCUGUUGUUUCUGCCGUCCGACACUCCGGUGAACGCGGCUAGCCCACAGGCUGUGUCGGCCUGGGCAGCCGUGGUGGUCGCAGCGAGUACCAUUUUCGCGGGCUUGCUUCUCUAG